Messenger RNA from Xyrauchen texanus (razorback sucker), 2178 nucleotides. RefSeq names its product urotensin-2 receptor-like. NCBI's taxonomy places the organism in Eukaryota, Metazoa, Chordata, Actinopteri, Cypriniformes, Catostomidae. The record is from RefSeq and is a predicted model, not a curated record. The transcript has a single exon. Gene Ontology annotation, molecular function: urotensin II receptor activity. Bases 949 to 2025 code for a protein of 358 amino acids. Gene Ontology annotation, biological process: regulation of blood pressure; blood vessel diameter maintenance; neuropeptide signaling pathway. Gene Ontology annotation, cellular component: membrane.
UUAGCUCAUGUUCAUUUAUGUUAACACAAAUUCUAAUGCAUUAAAAUAAAUGUAUAUUUAGACAUUAACAUUAACCAAGAUGCAAAAAUCAUAGGUUAGAUCAUGUUAACUAAUAUUUAACUAAUGUUAACGAAUGCAACCUUAUUGUAAAGUGUUUCUGUUUCUUUAUAAAUAAGCAUUCAGGACGUUUAUGAACAUUAAAUAUAGGUAGCUACUGUUCCUAAAUCGUAUAGCCUCGAAUACGUAAUAAAACAGCUGAUUAGUGAUGCCUUUACGUUACAACGCAAAUGCAAGGGAGAAUAAACCAAUCAGAAUUAUUUACAAGGUUCAUGAGAACAAUGUAGAUCUGUGGAAAUGAGCCAAUGUAAAAAGCACCGUGGUAAUUGGGUUGCUGGUAUUUGUCGCACACAAAAGCAGAGGGGGAAUAGUGGUUUCUAAAUAUAUUAUUCAAACCACAAGUAAACAUUUUCACACAUUCAAUGACAAUAUAGAUUCGAUUUUACACCAUUCGAAACCUGCUCAGACAGUGAGUAAACAAAUGAAUAAAAUGAAUGAAUUAAUUAAAUACAAAAUAAAAAAAUCUAUUGAAUAUGACUUUAACGCGUAUAAAAAAAAAUAAACUAUUUAUUAAUUUCAAUAUAUAAAAAAUAUUUGCCAGAUUUUUGUUCCCUCAGUUUUUCAGGGCUAUUCGACGUUUCGCAGAUUAAAUAUAAUUUAAUUAUUGGCUAUUAAGCACUUUAUGUUGCUGUGGUGUUUGGACACAACUUUCUUUGAAAUAUUUUGUGGAGAAAAGGCAAGUGCAGAGCAUCGGUUUGACGUCAGGCACUACGGACACAGUAGCUACACGCUCUCAGACACAUUUGACAAAUAUCAAAACAGUGUCUGGGGUCUCGCGCACCUGGCGUGAAGUUACCGCGCGCGCAGAGCUUUACAUUCACCGGGAGAGCAAUGAAUUUCAACAAGUCGGGCGAUUUCAACGGUCCGUCCCGUAACAGCAACUCCGGUUCCGUGGACGAGCUUGUGAUAACGUUGACAUUCGGGACAUUGCUGUCGGUGGUUUACAUCGUCGGAGUUUCGGGGAAUGUCUAUACCCUGGUAGUCAUGUGUCAUUCCAUACGGCUCGCCACAUCGAUGUACAUCUCCAUCAUUAACCUGGCGCUCGCGGAUCUCCUCUACCUCUCUACCAUCCCGUUCGUGGUGUGCACGUACUUUCUGAAGGACUGGUUCUUCGGGGAUGUGGGCUGCAAGAUAUUGUUAAGUCUGGACCUGUUAACUAUGCACGCGAGUAUCUUUACUCUUACGGUGAUGUGCAUGGAGCGCUACCUGGCAGUGACUAAACCAUUAGAUACUGUGAAACGCUCCAAGAGCUACCGAAAAGCCAUGGCGUGCUGCGUCUGGAUUUUAUCUCUCCUAUUAACUCUUCCCAUGACCGUCAUGGUUAAUCAGACUACUAAAAAAGCCGCAUACGGAGGGGUGAAAAGGAUGUGCGCGCCCACCUGGGCACCACAGGCGUAUAAAAUUUACCUGACCGUCCUGUUUUGCACGAGCAUAAUGGCGCCAGGGCUGGUCAUUGGUUACCUGUACACCAGAUUAGCCAGGACUUACCUGGAGUCCCAAAGGACAUCCAUUAAUAAAGGCAGCAAGCGCUCGCCAAAGCAAAAAGUUCUCAUUAUGAUUUUCACCAUCGUGCUUGUGUUCUGGGCGUGCUUUCUACCCUUCUGGAUAUGGCAACUCGUGCCGCUGUAUCACAAGCCCUUCCGUCUCGCGUCGCACACGCACACGAGCAUCAAUUACCUUGUGUCCAGUCUGACCUACACCAACAGCUGCAUCAACCCUUUACUGUACACACUCCUCACCAAGAACUAUCGGGAGUAUCUUAAAAACCGUCACAAGAGUUUUUACCGCUACACGUCAUCUUUUAAAAAGCGUCCACCGAGUUUGUACUCUUGGGGAAAGUCUGCGUCAUCCAGUAAUCAGUUUGAGUUCAACUCGGAGACGCUUGUCAUGGCGCAGUUAAAGGUGUAGUGAUGUGGUGGGGAAAGCCUCAACCCGUUCAUGUUAAGGUAAAUGUUUGAAUGGAACAUCCACGACCCAGCCAUAUUCUCCACUCCAUUCACAAACAACCCACUCAUUCACAUAGGCUAUUUUGCAAAGUUGCUUUAAUUUGUAUAUGUAUAC